GUAGAAGGGUUCUGAUUAAAAAGGAAAAAGAAAAGGCGUGGCACGCACAAGUACCUCACUUCCGGUUGCAAAUGUACACACGGUGAAGUGGGAUAGCUAACAGUGUGCCGAUAUGGCGGAGAACACCUUGACAGUGACAGUUGCUCAUGGCACGACCAAACAUAACAUCACUUUAACUGCACAAGAUGGACACGAACCCUUAUUAAAGGAUUUAUGUGAGGCACUGACAGAAGCCACAGGAGUACCAGCACCAUCCCAGAAAAUUAUAUUUAAAGGGAAAUCUUUGAAAGAGAUGGAGGAAUCUCUGUCAAGCUUUGGAUUAAAGCAGGGUUGUAAACUAAUGAUGAUUGGAAAGAGGAACAGCCCAGAAGAGGAAGCUGAGCUUAAAAAGCUCAAAGACAUAGAAAAGUCAGUGGAACAAACAGCCAAAAAGCUUGAGAAAGUGGAUGGUGAACUGAACGGACUGAAGAAUGGUUUUCUUGCAAAGGAUUUGCAGGCCGAGGCUCUUAACAAACUGGACCACAGAGUGAAAGUUGCCGCUGAGCAGUUCAUGAAACUUCUGGAGGAGAUUGAUGGAAUUAAUUUGCCUGAGAGUUUUAGUGAUUGCAGGAUGAAAAAGAAAGGACUUGUGAAAACUGUACAGGGUUUCUUAGCUCAGUGUGACAAAAUUGAAGCUGGAAUAUCAGAUCACUUGGCUAAGAUUCAGACAAAAAAUUUAGCAUUAGCAGAGUGAUCGUGAAGACUCCUGACAUCAGUAGUUACUCGAGUUGCUCUGUGAGCAACUGAAGAACCCGAGAGCUUCGGCACUGGAGGUGGUCCUGCAGCUUGCCUACAUCCCAUGUCCUACACAUACCUGUCCAAGGAAUAAUGGAGCGAUUUCAAAAACUCCCCCCCUUCAGAUUUUUAAUGCUAAGUGUUGGAAAUGCUUAUGCUUAUUUAGUGAAGAAUACAUGUGAUAAGAGUGAUAAAAUGCUUUUAUCAUCUUGAUAAGCUGAACCACUGAUCAACACAGCUCUCUCUCAUACAAUUUUGUGACAGACAUUUAAAUCACAGGCUUAUCAUUUUGGUGAAAGAGAAAAAAUAAUGGUGCUACAAGAUCUAUCUCACCUAAUUAAGUGAUCUAAUUUAUAAGUUGUUGUUUUUUUUAGGUGUAAGUAUUUUAUUUGGCUUUUCACUCUACAUAAUCAGUAUUGUGCAGUAAAAGAUUUGGAUAAAAAUUAUUUUAAGAAAUUGAACUUGGGAAAAGGCGUGUAUCCUGAUAUUCCUUGUAUUGUUUUUGUCAUGAUUAAAUCUCAGGGUGCUUAAAACCA
Messenger RNA from Myxocyprinus asiaticus (Chinese sucker), 1310 nucleotides. Its product is annotated as BAG family molecular chaperone regulator 1-like. Gene Ontology annotation, molecular function: protein-folding chaperone binding; adenyl-nucleotide exchange factor activity. NCBI's taxonomy places the organism in Eukaryota, Metazoa, Chordata, Actinopteri, Cypriniformes, Catostomidae. Gene Ontology annotation, cellular component: cytoplasm; membrane; cytosol. Gene Ontology annotation, biological process: protein stabilization. The transcript has 7 exons. The record is from RefSeq and is a predicted model, not a curated record. The coding region runs from base 113 to 733 and encodes 206 amino acids.